Messenger RNA from Diabrotica virgifera virgifera (western corn rootworm), 689 nucleotides. RefSeq names its product macrophage mannose receptor 1-like. Lineage: Eukaryota; Metazoa; Arthropoda; Insecta; Coleoptera; Chrysomelidae. Gene Ontology annotation, cellular component: external side of plasma membrane. Bases 69 to 647 code for a protein of 192 amino acids. Gene Ontology annotation, biological process: biological process involved in interspecies interaction between organisms. The transcript is spliced from 4 exons. The record is from RefSeq and is a predicted model, not a curated record. Gene Ontology annotation, molecular function: carbohydrate binding.
GACCAUAUAUAAGACAGUGGACAAAAAUUUGUAAUAUAAUAUCUCACACCCAAUCAAAGUUAAGUAGAAUGGAAAACCAAAUUAUAGUUCUUGUACUAUGUAUGAUUUCAUUCGAUGUUAAAAUGAAUAUUGCAAAUCCAGUUGGGCAAACGAAUGAUACAAUUGAAGCUCCGACGCCCCUGAGGGGCUUAAGGGGUUUCGACAAAGAAAAAGAUACAAUUGUAUUCGAAGAUACUAUAUAUUACAUUGGAUAUGCAUGGGAGGGUAAUUGGCUACAAGCAAUGUUCCAUUGCAAAUCUCUUGAUAUGGAUUUACUUAGUAUAGAAUCAAAAGAAGAAAACGAUUUCCUUUCUCGUAAGCUGAAAGAGCUGUUGCAGGGUAGAGAAUACAAUUUUUAUACAUCGGGAACUAGAUUGCCGUACAACAAAUGGAUCUGGAUGUCCACAGGACGUCCUGUAACUUUUACCAACUGGAAACCAAAUGAACCGAAUAAUUAUAUGGAUAAUGAUGAAACUUGUAUCGAAGUUCAAUACAGAUACGAGACAGGCCUUAGAUGGAACGACGAAAAUAGAGAGACUCCAGACAAUGUCAUUUGCGAGGCUAAAAUGACAAAUGAUUGUGAAUUAAAUUUGUAUAAUAAUGUUUAAAAUGUUUAAUAAAUUGCUUAAACCAACAAUAUUAUAAACGCU